This is a messenger RNA of Trichechus manatus latirostris (Florida manatee), 945 nucleotides long. Its product is annotated as olfactory receptor 18-like. Gene Ontology annotation, molecular function: G protein-coupled receptor activity; olfactory receptor activity. The record is from RefSeq and is a predicted model, not a curated record. Gene Ontology annotation, cellular component: plasma membrane. Gene Ontology annotation, biological process: G protein-coupled receptor signaling pathway. Lineage: Eukaryota; Metazoa; Chordata; Mammalia; Sirenia; Trichechidae.
AGCUGUCUCAUCUACAUGGAGCCACAGAAUCUAACAAGUGUCUCAGAAUUCCUCCUCCUGGGCCUCUCUGAGGACCUGGGACUGCAGCCCCUCCUCUUUGAGCUGUUUCUGACCAUGUAUCUGGUCACCGUAUUCGGGAACCUGCUCAUUAUCCUGGCCGUCAGCUCUGACCCCCGCCUUCACAUCCCCAUGUACUUCUUCCUCUCCAGCCUGGCCUUGGCUGACAUCGGCUUCAUUUCCACCACAGUCCCCAAGAUGCUAGUGAAUAUCCAGACACAGAGCAAAUCCAUCACAUACGAGGGCUGCUUGACACAAGUGUCCUUUUUUUUUCUUUUUGCCUGUUUGGAUGUUCUCCUUCUGACUGUGAUGGCCUAUGACCAGUUUGUGGCCAUCUGUCACCCACUUCACUACCUUGUCAUCAUGAACCCUAGCCUCUGCGGCUCCCUGGUUUUGGUGUCUUUUUUUUUCAGUCUUUUGGAUUCCCAGCUGCACUGUUUGAUGGUGUUACAACUCACCUUCUACACGAAAGUGGAAAUUCCUCAUUUCUUUUGUGACCCUUCUCAACUCCUCAACCUUGCCUGUUCUGACACCUCCACCAAAAACUUACUAGUGUAUUUUAUUGGUGCCAUCUUUGGUGGUAUUCCAGUCUCAGGAAUAAUUUUGUCUUACGCUCGAAUUAUUUCCUCCAUUCUGAGAGUCUCAUCAUCAGGUGGGAGGUAUAAAGCCUUUUCCUCCUGUGGUUCUCACCUGUCAGUUGUUUGCUUAUUUUCUGGAACUGGUCUCGGAGCAUACCUCAGUUCAGCUGUCUCAUCUUCUCCCAGGAAAGGUGCAGUGACCUCAGUGAUAUACAUCGUGGUUGCCCCCAUGUUGAACCCCUUUAUCUACAGCCUGAGGAACAGGGACAUCAAAAGGGCCCUGAGGAAUCUCCUCAGCAGAACAGCUUGA